Molecule: messenger RNA, 3644 nt
Organism: Acipenser ruthenus (sterlet)
Lineage: Eukaryota; Metazoa; Chordata; Actinopteri; Acipenseriformes; Acipenseridae
Product: phosphatidylinositol polyphosphate 5-phosphatase type IV-like
Exons: 11
Coding region: 385-2355 (656 amino acids)
Biological process (GO): phosphatidylinositol dephosphorylation
Molecular function (GO): inositol-polyphosphate 5-phosphatase activity
Source: RefSeq, a predicted model, not a curated record
AGAUUCGCAAAGGGGAUAGUAGUAGCCCCGCCUCCUUUUGCCUCGCUUGUUGGUAAGGAAGCUGUAUCUGUUACUAAGGAAGCAGGCAGUGAUGGAGGUUCUACAGUCGCGAAAGGGAAUUUAAGGUAUGUAGCAGCAGCAGGCGAUGGAACUACCACAUCUGGAAAUCUGGGUCUUGGAUGGGUACACACAUAAAUGGUAUUUUGUGGGAGAACAUCUUUCUUCCAGCAGUUAUCUUCAUGAAUUGCAAUGCACAGCCAUUGAGUAAAAGUAGUACAUAUUUAACACUGGACUCCCUGGAUUAUUAAUCAUGCAGUGCCCUUCCUAGACAUCCUCAGGGCUGCCUGGGCUGAAUUAUUCUGCCAGAAACAGACAGGUGCAAAUAUGAUAAUGAACUAUCAGAAUGGUGUUCCACUUCAGCCUUGCACAGGUGCUGUUUCUUCAGUAAAAACCAAAGCAGUAAAGAAGCCAGUGGGUUUGGAAGCUAAUGACAGUACAGAAAAUGUGGAAAAGGGCUCAGAAGAAUAUGGUUGUGAAAGGUUUCUGAAUGACACCUUGCGGUUUCCCCCGGACGAGUUGGGCCAAGGAGCUCAGAUGUUGGAUAAUGCUUUCCUACCAAGACCACCCCUUCUGCCCAAACCUCCUGGGCAUCCUAAAUUGGAAAAGGCCUUCUCCCUAGAAGAAAAGGUGGGAAGACGGAGGUUCAGAACAAGCCAGGAGAGCCUGGCUGAACCUGGAGGGAUCGGAUCUUCUUCUGUGAACUCCCUUCAGGACGAUCUGGUUGGUCACCCGGUUUUGAACAGCACUUUCAAAUUUCUAGAUGGACGGGUUUCCUCAAGCAGCCUUCACAGCAACGCCUCAAGAGACUUCCAGGUCUCUCCUUGUCUUAGAAAUGGAGGCAGUAGCCAUUCAGACCCUGGGAAAAGGAGAUCCAGUCAGAAUUAUGAACAAAUAAAACCUUCAAAAACAAAACUUUCUCCUCUUCAGCCUACAGGACCCCUGCCUGCUAUGGAACUCAACAUGGCAUCUCCUGCAUUAAGGACAGCUAAUAGGAUAGACCAGGAUUGUAUGGAUUACGGAGUGAUCCCUAAGAGUGUGUUUGGGAGACAGCACAGUAACCUUACUGAUGGCAGGCUGCUGGACAGUAUGGUGUCGGAUACCUGUUCCACUAACUCCAUGAAGUCUUCACUCAGUGUACUCAAUCCAAUUCGAUCCAAGGAUGUAAGAAAUAGGAGUUUUCUGGAGGGCAGUCUUCUAGGCCACGGUGCGUUACUAGGAGCAGAAGAGCUGGAUCGAUGUUUCCCUGAGAGGAGUAUAGGGAUUUAUAUUGCCACAUGGAACAUGCAAGGAAAAAAGGAACUUCCUCAUAACUUGGAUGAUCUUCUGUUACCUCCUGAUGCUGACUUUGCCCAAGACAUUUACAUUAUCGGGGUUCAGGAAGGCUGUCCGGACAGGAGAGAGUGGGAAAUACGCUUACAAGAGACCUUGGGGCCUUACUACGUCAUGCUGGAUGGAGUCGCUCAUGGGGUUCUUUACCUGUCUGUGUUCAUUAGGAGGGAUCUCAUUUGGUUUUGUUCAGAAGUUGAACAUACAACAGUUACAACCCGAAUCGUAUCCCAGAUCAAGACUAAAGGAGCUGUUGGUAUUGGCUUUACAUUCUUUGGUACAUCAUUUAUCUUCAUCACCUCCCACUUCACAUCUGGAAAAACAAAAGUAUAUGAAAGGAUUCUGGACUAUAACAAGAUCAUUGAAGCCUUAACACUUCCCAAGAUCCUGCCGGACACAAACCCUUAUCGAUCAAACUCUUCUGAUGUCACUACACGAUUUGAUGAGGUGUUCUGGUUUGGAGAUUUUAAUUUCCGCUUGAAUAUGGACCGCAUUGGAGUGGAUCAAAUCCUGCAGCAGGACCUCAGCUCAGACAUGAGCAGACUACUACAGUAUGAUCAGCUUUCCAAGGAAAUGAAAGAUGGUUCUGUUUUUCAAGGGUUCAAAGAGGCUCCUAUACAGUUUCCCCCAACAUACAAAUUUGAUGUUGGAUGUGACAUCUAUGACACCACCACAAAGCAAAGAACCCCUUCAUAUACAGACCGUGUGCUGUAUAAAAGUCGUCACAAAGGUGACAUUAAGGUUGUGAAAUAUACCUGCUGUUCCACUAUUAAAUCGUCAGACCACAGGCCAGUGUUGGGAGUAUUUCAAGUUAAAGUGAGACCUGGGAGAGACAAUAUUCCAUUGGGGGCUGGUCAGUUUGACAGGGAGCUGUAUUUGGAGGGGAUCAGAAGGAGGAUUACCAGGGAACUCCAAAGGAAGCAGGCACUGAAAAAUCAGAAAAACAGCACGGUCUGUGCCAUUUCCUGACAAUCAGCAACGGCAGGAGAAACUUGGGAACUUCUAAACAGAACCGGAAUCUCAAAAAACACAAAAAAGCACAGCCUGGUCUCUUUUAUACAAGGUAUACAAUCAAUGCUGAUUAGCUGUUAAUUACAGUCAAUACAGACUGUGCAUUGUUUUAACCUUCAGGAUAGUCAAAAUAAAAAAGAACAAUUUAAAGGAGGAGUGCACAGAAGUUCUGUUUCGUGUUUUGGAUACAUAUGUAAUUGACUGUGCCCUUUGCAGAACAUUGUGCUUGAAAUAUAACGUUAACUUUGAAGGUGCCUACCAGAUACCCCAUUAUUCCAGAAUGAAAAAUAUUUCAUACAACAUAUUGCUGACCAGAAUGGAUGACCAUAGGAAAUACAUUAUUAACCUUUAACUGUCUGUGAUACUGUUUUAUUUGCUUGGGUAUUCAUUUAUAAAACAAAAUGCUUAGGAGUAAAAUAUAAUGCUGCUUCCACAAUUGUUAAUGGGUUUGUUUAUCCUGGUACGUAUCCAAUAGCCUAUCCACACUACCUAAACAAUGCCACAUGAUUGUCAAUCAUGUCAGUGAUUAUCGCACAUUAUUUAAGUAGCAAGAAUAGAGUAUAGCAAUUUCUUACAAUCUAAACAGUAUUAUAUAUAAUUGUAUGUGCAAUUGGCCAAAUUUAACGAAAUAUUUGUUUAAAACUUUUUUUUUUUUUGGCCCUAUUGCCUUAACAGAUUAUUGUUCCAGUACUCUAAUAAACUGAAAUAUUGUAAUCAGUGAGAAUGAUUCUUCGGUUUGAUCCUGGCUCUGCACUUUUUAUACCCGUCUCAUUUUAAGAUUCAUUCUUAAACAUUAGCAUUGUCUACGUGCUCGGUUACAUGUUGAGCUCCAAAGGGGUUGUCCAGGGGUGUUUCUCAUGGGGUAGUUUUCAACAGGUAGCGGCUGCAUCGUAACUAUUUACACAGUUAAUCAUCUUUAUACAUUACAACAAAUAGAAUGUGUGGUGCGGUUUACACUCACAAAAACACCAGCAAAUUGUUGUCAAUUUCUUAUGUAUUUCACAAGCACUGUUUUUAUGUUUGCUUAUUAGGCAAGAUGCCAAAUAUAUCACACUGGUACGAAGGGCUCGUGCCUGGUAUCUUUUGUGACAUUGGAUCAGGGGAUUAUUACUUUGUUGUUCAUUUUAUUUUUACACUUGUUAUGUUGUGUUAAACUUAUUUAAAAUUUUCAACAUUGUAAAUAUAACAAUCACACCUGUAUACUUAUCUGCAAUUUAUAUAUUUUUCUACAUAAAUGCAGAGUUAAG